AUGCUGUCCAAUUGCCUGCGCCAACGGCCUGUCGCUGGCCUGGCCAGCUUAUCCAGAGCUUCCGCCAGCAUUGUCCGUGCAACACAUGCCAGCCGCUUUCUCUCCACAACGGCGCCUCGCCGCGCCGAUGAUCACAAAUACAACCAGAUCUCGGGCACCAUCACACAGCCCAAGUCCCAGGGCGCCUCCCAGGCCAUGCUGUACGCUACCGGCCUGUCCGAGGCCGACAUGAACAAGGCCCAGGUCGGCAUCUCGUCCGUCUGGUUCGAGGGCAAUCCCUGCAACAUGCACCUGCUCGACCUUUCCAAGGCCGUCCGCGAUUCCGUCAAAAAGGCCGGCUUCAUUCCUUACCGAUUCAACACCAUUGGCGUCAGCGACGGCAUCUCCAUGGGCACGACCGGCAUGCGCUACUCCCUGCAGAGCCGCGAGAUCAUUGCCGACUCCAUUGAGACCGUCAUGAGCGGUCAGUGGUACGACGCCAACAUUAGCUUGCCCGGCUGCGACAAGAACAUGCCCGGCGUCGCCAUUGCCAUGGGCCGCGUCAACCGCCCCAGCAUCAUGGUCUACGGCGGCAGCAUUAAGCCCGGCUGCACAAAGGCCGGCGCGCCCAUCGACAUUGUCUCCGCCUUUCAGGCCUACGGCCAGUAUAUCAGCGGCGAAAUCACAGAGGAGGAGCGCUUCGACAUUGUCCGCCACGCCUGUCCCGGCCAAGGCGCCUGCGGCGGCAUGUACACGGCCAACACCAUGGCCACCGCCAUCGAGACCAUUGGCCUGACCCUCCCCGGUAGCAGUAGCAAUCUCGCCGACAGCCCCGAAAAGGUUGCCGAGUGCGAGAGCAUCGGCGAGGCCAUCAAGAACCUGCUCAAGGAAAAUAUCCGCCCCCGCGACAUCAUCACCCGCCAGGCUCUCGAAAACGCCAUGGUUGUCAUUACCGUUCUCGGUGGCAGCACCAAUGCCGUCCUGCAUCUCCUCGCCAUCGCCGAUGCUGCCGGCGUCAAGCUCACCAUUGACGACUUCCAGAGCGUCUCGGACCGCAUCCCUUUCCUUGCCGACUUGAAGCCUUCUGGCAAGUAUGUCAUGGCCGACCUCCACGCCAUGGGCGGCACGCCUGCUCUGCUCAAGUACCUCAUCAAGGAGGGCCUCAUUGACGGCUCCGGCAUCACCGUCACCGGCAAGACCAUGAAGGAGAACGUCAAGGACGCCAACGAGUUCCCCAGCGACCAGGACAUUAUCCGCCCCCUUAGCAACCCCAUCAAGCCUACCGGCCACAUUCAGAUUCUACGCGGCUCUCUCGCCCCUGGUGGUUCCGUCGGCAAGAUCACCGGCAAAGAAGGUCUUCGAUUUGAGGGCAAGGCCCUCGUCUACGACAGCGAGCCCGACAUGAUUGCCGCUCUAGAGCGCGGCGAGAUCAAAAAGGGCGAAAAGUCGGUCGUCAUUAUUCGCUACGACGGCCCCAAGGGCGGUCCCGGCAUGCCCGAGAUGCUGAAGCCUUCGUCUGCCAUCAUGGGCGCCGGCCUCGGCCAGGACGUUGCGCUCCUCACCGACGGUCGCUACUCGGGCGGCUCGCACGGCUUCAUCAUUGGCCACAUUGUCCCCGAGGCUAUUGACGGCGGCCCGAUUGCCCUUGUCAAGAACGGCGACCACAUUGUCAUUGACGCCGAGAAGCGCGUCAUCGACCUCGAGGUUCCCGAGGAGGAAAUGGCCGCCCGCAGAAAGGCCUGGAAGGCGCCUCCUCCGCGCUACACCCGCGGCACCCUGACAAAGUACGCCCGCCUCGUCACUGAUGCGUCCAGCGGUUGCGUUACCGACAAGGCUCAAUAG
This is a messenger RNA of Beauveria bassiana ARSEF 2860, 1821 nucleotides long. Its product is annotated as dihydroxy-acid dehydratase. The transcript is spliced from 2 exons. Gene Ontology annotation, molecular function: dihydroxy-acid dehydratase activity. The record is from RefSeq and is a predicted model, not a curated record. Bases 1 to 1821 code for a protein of 606 amino acids. Gene Ontology annotation, biological process: branched-chain amino acid biosynthetic process. Gene Ontology annotation, cellular component: mitochondrion. Lineage: Eukaryota; Fungi; Ascomycota; Sordariomycetes; Hypocreales; Cordycipitaceae.